This is a messenger RNA of Salarias fasciatus (jewelled blenny), 2287 nucleotides long. Its product is annotated as deoxynucleoside triphosphate triphosphohydrolase SAMHD1-like. Gene Ontology annotation, biological process: regulation of innate immune response; dGTP catabolic process; defense response to virus. Bases 133 to 1497 code for a protein of 454 amino acids. The transcript has 17 exons. The record is from RefSeq and is a predicted model, not a curated record. Gene Ontology annotation, molecular function: dGTPase activity. Gene Ontology annotation, cellular component: nucleus. Lineage: Eukaryota; Metazoa; Chordata; Actinopteri; Blenniiformes; Blenniidae.
UAUGAACACUCUGAUAGUCUUUUAUUACCAGGACACACAUCCGACAACUUAUCACAUGAGUGAAGAACAUUGCAGUGCACCAGAGAAGAAAUUCCAGUGUCAGUGUGUCUUUCAGGGAAUCAGACUGCCACCAUGGCUACUCCUGAUCAAAGGACGACAAAGGUGUUUCAUGAUCCUGUCCAUGGACAAAUAGAGUUACCCCAACUCCUGGUCAAAAUCAUUGACACACCUCAGUUCCAGAGACUGCGAAGCAUUAAACAACUUGGGGGGGCCAGUUUUGUUUACCCUGGAGGGGACCACACCCGGUUUGAGCACUCAAUUGGGGUGGCCUACUUAGCAGGAGAGUUAGCAAAAGCUCUGAGAUCAAGGCACCCAAAGCUCAUCGAUGACAAAGACAUCCUCUGUGUGCAAAUUGCAGGUCUUUGUCAUGAUCUUGGACACGGGCCCUUUUCUCACCUGUUUGAUCAAAUGUUCAUUCCAAGGGUACUUGGACGCCAAAACCAGUGGGAACAUGAGAAAGCAUCUCAAGAGUUGUUUGACCACUUGGUGAAGGAAUAUAAACUGGAAGAUGAGAUCAUUGAUGAGAAGAUUCGCUUGGAAAAAGAGGACCUGACUUUCAUCAAAGAGAUGAUAAAUCCAACGAAAGUUCAGGACAAGUGGCCCUUUGAAGGUCGUGGUGAGGAAAAGUCUUUCCUCUAUGAAAUUGUGUCAAACAAACUGAGUGGAAUUGAUGUGGACAAGUUUGACUACCUGGAGAGAGACUGCCUCCACAUGGGUCUCAAGAACACCUUUGACUUUCGCCGCUUCUUCUUGUUUGCCCGGGUGUGUAAGGUGGAUGGAAGGAAUCACAUCUGUCUGAGAGAAACGGAAGUGGGCAAUCUGUACGACUUGUUCUACUCAAGGUACAGUCUCCACAGAAGAGUCUGCCAACACAGAGUGACCCAAAAUGUGAACCUUAUGAUCACUGAUGCUUUCGUAAAAGCUGACCCGAUCCUCAACCUCUCUGGAGCCAUCAGCAUCAUGGAAGAAUACACCAACCUGACAGAUGAAGUGUUUGAGAAAAUUCUGCAUUCCACCGGACCUGAUCUGCAGGAAGCAAGGGAGAUUUUAAGGAAUAUCCACAAAAGAAAGCUGUACAAGUUUGUGGGUGAAGCCAAGAGAAACAACCGGUCAGAACACAUAACAGAGGAGGAGAAAACCCAACUGAUCACUGACCUGAAAGCUGCAAUGGAAGCUGUUCCUGGAGACGUCAUUCCUCGUGACAGCAUUGAAGUUCAUCGCUUCGUCUUUGACUAUGGGAGGGGAGACGAGGAUCCUGUUCGCAACGUGUUUUUCUACCGAAAGGAUGCACCAGAGACAGGACUCCGUAUCCUCCGUAUCCUCCGUAUCCGGCAAGACCAGAGAGCCAAUCUUCUCCCAGACCGUUUUUGUGAGAGGAUCUUCAGAGUUUACUGGAAGAACACAGAGAAUGAUCAGACGACACAAAACAGGCUAUGAGAGGCCAAGAGGAGAUUCUCCGCCUGGUGCAAACAAUCAACUUUUGUUGAUAGCCAGUUGCUUUUUGAAGAUGCUGAAGCUGAAGACCAAAACUGAUGGAAAGGACACUCUGACACUUGGUACAUAAAAUUAAAAUGAUGUAAACAUCAGGCAUAAAAAUGAUGUUGGGUAUAAAAGUGUUUUUGUUUUUUUUUUCAACAUGAAAGAAUCUAUAGCAUCCUAUGUUGCAGACUAUAUUAAAUCUUUCUGGAGGUUUGACAAUCAGUAGGAAACAUUCUAUCUUAUAUUUACCUUUAUAGUCAGCUAUGUUGAUCAAUCAUCACUGAGUUUGAGCAGCACAUGCAACAGAGUCUGACUGAGGAUACAUUUUUAGGUGAAAGCAUGUUAAAUGUUUUGUGGUGUAGGGUUUUAAGUCAUGUAGCUUAAUGUAGACAUCAGUUAUAGAAACAGUUUGAGUUUGACUGAUUUCAUGGAGAUUUUUGUGUGUUUGACAUGAUUACAGAAUUCUGUCUUGAAUGUUUUAAAGUAGCUUUUGAACCUCACUUUUCAUGUCUUUAUUAUCAAUUUUCUAUUGUCACUGGCGGCAUGCAGUUUUGUUUAAAAGAUUUUGCACUUAAAAUUAGCUCUCAGAAAAGAACUUUAAGAAUUUAGAAACAAAUUCAGUUGAGAUGAACUUAUGGGAUUGUUGUUAUUUAGUCAUUGAGUGAUUUUUUUUCUUCUUACAUCAUUUGUGGUUGUGACUGUAGUUAAUCAUAUUUAAGAGGAUUUUAUUAAAAAUGGUCUCUGGUCU